GUUAUGGCCCCCCUUUGCGCUGCAACGGUGGGAUGUUUAUUUUCCGAGAAUGGUCUUGUGCCAGAAUUACCAUUUGCCCGUGAAGGAUGCGGCACACCAUUUGGGCCAAUGUGGCUACUUGAACCAGCACGCCGUGGGGCUAAACCCCUUCAGGCUGACUGAAGUCCACGUGCGCAGACUCCGCAGCCCAUCUGAUUCCUGCGCAAAACCCCUUGCAAGUGGUGUGGGCACAGUUGGCCCAUGGUCUUCAGAGGCAGCGUCCCCCGGGCGAAUGAAUGCGAGAGCGUUAGCAUCUUCCUUGGCGAUUUGCAUAGAGACCUCCUGGAGGUGGAACUGUUGCGGAGCUCGGACUCAGAGCUUUCUUCCGGCGCAGCGUCUCUCGCCUUUUGAACAGUGCGGCGAGCUUUUUGAAAGUUUGGAGCACGGCGCACGGGUGACGGCCUCGCCAUGCAAUGAGUCGCAUUUGCCUUCCAGACUUGGUGUCACGGAGGAGGCGUCGGCCUCCGGUUGGUCGGAGGGCUCCGAGGGGAUCUUGAAUGUCCUGCUACAGCCGAGAGCUGAUCCCCAGGCAGCUUGUGAGGUGUUGACCGAGCGAGCCAAGGCCCUUGAGGUGCUUUUGCUCUAUCAGGAGGGCCUCUACGAGUGGUUGCCGCCAUUUCGCUGGCUGCUGGCUGAGGUCCUACCGGCCAUGAAGGUUCCGUUGCAUCUACGGCAGUUCAAGGUCAGCAACGCCACCAAGCCAGAAGCACUGCCGGUCUACGCAGCGGCUCUCGUCGUGGUCGUGGCGUACCACAAGGUGAACCAUUUUGACUUCGCCGCGUAUGCCGCCUACGCCCGGACUCGCGGAGCCGACCUGCUGGGGCUCCUCCACUUGGGCCAUGAGGUGCAGUGGGAGACCAACGACCAGGCGGAGGACCUGCUCUCCUGGGGCACCAGGCGAGCGGACGGGGCGCGAGCGCGGCGGAAACGGGAUCUUGCCCACUACUUCGAGGACUACAGGCAGUUCGACUUUGUGCUGCGGCAGCACUUCUCCUUGGCCUAUGCGAACAGCAGCUUGUACCUUCCCUUGGGCCCUGGUUGGGGCUGGGUGCUGAAGCCUCGGCGCUUGCUCAAGGCCUCCCGGCGCACGAAUCUCUGCCUCACCGCGCUGUGGAGGCCUCUGGACUUCGAGUAUCACUGGGACCGGGGGGAGCUCUUGGAGCUGCUGACAAAAGACACACGCCUUUGCAACAUCACGGGAAAGUGGGUGACGGCCUACGAUGAGCAGCUCAUGAAUUCGGCGCUGUCCUUGUGUCCCUUCGGGAGCUCCCCUGAGACCUACCGACUCUGGGAAUCUGUGCUCUCAGGCGCUGUGGUUGUUAUGACCCGGGCCACCUUCGUCACUGCGAUGCGAGCGCCUUUCAUCCUGCUCAACAGCUGGCACGAGCUGCCGUCACUGCUGCAGAAGCUGCGCAGUCGUCCAGAUCUGUUGGACCAGCUCCAAGAGCAGCAGAGCAAAUGGUUCAAUGCCUACAUGCAGUCGCUCCGUCACCAGCUGAAGGCACUUGGCAACUUGGUGCUGCCAAGCCUGGGCCUUUCCUCAAGAGAACCUCUCGGAAAAGGCCACGGAGCCCGGGGCGACGGUGACUCGGACCACGCCGCAACUGUGCUGCUCCACGAGGAGGACCAACUUCAGGCGGUCCAGCUGACAGAGCGCGACGCUCGCCGAGCGCCGGACCUCUGCGAGCAGCGUCGCGCGCGAAGCGCCGACGGCGGCAGCAGCCAGCUGAGCCAGCUGCUGACAGGGCACAAAGUCGCCAUGGAACACCGCGAGUGCAUCAACAUCCUCCGGCACAUGAAGGAAGCUCAAGUGGAAGCAGACGACAUCUCCCGCAACGCCUUGGCCUUCGCCUGUGCCUGGCCCUUGGCGCUGGACUUGGCCGCCAGCGACGCGGUGGGCCUCGGCACCAAAGUGGCCGCCUGCGAGGCCACGGCCCAAUGGCAGCUGACUCUGGAGCUCCUGAGGAGUUCGGCCCAGCGGAGGGUGCUGCCCAACCGGAUCGUGUGCAAUGCAGCGAUCACCGUUUGUGGCAGCUGCAGCCGCUGGCAGCACGCGCUGGCGCUGCUGCGUGCGAUGGAUGGCCGCCGCCUUCGGGCCGAGGUGGCAGACUUCAACGCCUCGAUGCAGGCGCUCGGAGGUGAGGCCUGGGGCCGGUGCCUGCGGCUCUUGGAGGAGGUGCUGCAGAGAAGGUUGCUGCCGAGCAGCGUGACACUCCAAACGGCGGUCAGCGUCUGCCAAGGCGAGUGGCGGAGGGCGCUUCAGCUCGCCGAGUCUUCGCCGUUCCCAUCAGCCAGCGCUCCCAGCGAAGCCCCGUGGCCGUGGCAGCUGGCGAUGCUGGAUGAAAUGCGUGCUGGAGCUGGCCAGGAGCUGGGCCCGGCGCGGCGCAGCGCCUUCGCCAAGAGCUGGCGGCGUGCAGUGGCCUCGCUGCAGGGAGAGACCACCGUGGGCUUCAACGCAGCACUGGCCGCCUGCAGGCAGCGAGGCAAGUGGCAGGCGGGGCUGCAGCUCUUCAACGCCAUGCGCUGCGUGGCUUUGGAGCCCUCCGACAUCACCUUCCUUACCGCCAUCAGCAUUUGCGAAGCUGCCCCGCACAUCAGCGACCAAUGGCCCACGGCCCUGGAGUUCCUUAGCUUCCGCACCGAACGCUUCGGCACGGCCGACUCCGGUGCUUUCAACAGUGCCAUUAACGCAUGCGAGAAAGCGGGCCAGUGGCAGGCGGCCCUUUGGCUUUUGGCAUCCAUGGAGGCAGCGCGGCUCGCGGACGAGAUCAGUUACAACGCUGGCAUCAGCGCGUGCUCCAAGGGAAGCCAGUGGGAGACGGCCCUUGCCUUGCUCGCCACCAUGCCUUACGUCGAAAUUCAACCCACAGUCAUCACCCUCAACUCCGCCACCACAGCCUGCGAGAAAGCCGGCUGCUGGCAACACGCCCUCGCGCUUCUCCUGGCUGCUGGCAGCUUGGCAGACGCGGUCUCCUGGAGUGCCGCCAUCAGCGCCUGCGAAAAGGCCGGGCAGUGGCUGCAAGCCCUUGAGCUCUUGGCAGCCAUGACGGUUUCGCCCAACGUCAUCACACACAACGCAGCCAUCAGCGCCUGCGAGAAGGGCCGGCAGUGGCCACGAGCGCUGCAUCUCUUGGUGGCCAUGCGCUCGGCUGGCUGCCCGCAGGACCACAUCAGCUUUUGCGCUGCAGUGAGCGCAUGUGAGAAGACCGGGCAGUGGUGCCAGAUCUUGUCAGCAGUGAGCUCCAUGCAGGCUCGCUCGUUCAGUCCCAAUCGCAUCAUCCACAACGCAGCGGUAGGAGCCUGUGAAAAAGGUCCUAUCCCUGCCUAUUUGAAGGGCCUGCGCCUUAUUGCCUCCGCAUAG
This is a messenger RNA of Effrenium voratum, 3400 nucleotides long. Lineage: Eukaryota; Dinophyceae; Suessiales; Symbiodiniaceae. The record is from the annotation of a GenBank genome assembly.